Messenger RNA from Pyricularia grisea, 2832 nucleotides. RefSeq lists its product as uncharacterized. Gene Ontology annotation, biological process: positive regulation of phosphatidylinositol biosynthetic process; vacuole inheritance; protein localization to vacuolar membrane. Gene Ontology annotation, cellular component: fungal-type vacuole membrane; PAS complex. The transcript has a single exon. The coding region runs from base 1 to 2832 and encodes 943 amino acids. NCBI's taxonomy places the organism in Eukaryota, Fungi, Ascomycota, Sordariomycetes, Magnaporthales, Pyriculariaceae. The record is from RefSeq and is a predicted model, not a curated record.
AUGGAUCGAGCAGAUGCCAAUCCGCAGGUUUCAUCAAGCAAUGUCUCCUCAGCCACAAGCUCUCCACUUCCCUCGAGGGAGCCUUCUCCGACCAGGUCUUUAAGACAAUCUAUUGCCGCGGCGAGGAAUCCCGCAGGCUCCGGGACGCGCUCGCGCAAGAACAGCCAUAACGAUUCUAGGGCCGCGACACGUAACAACGGCGUGUCUGCACAACUGCAACAGAAGAACCUCUUUGGAGCAACCACGCCCACCCUCAUGCCCACCUCGGCCGAACCGAAUCCCAGGUCCUCGUUGCCCCAAAAAACGUCUCCUACCGCUCUCGUUCUCGAGCCGCAGCGUGACUUGCCCAGGUGGCCGGUCUCGCCUCGUCUUAGAUCCCCGCCGCCUAUAUUGAACAAGCCCCCCGUCGUCAAUUUUCAAAGGUCUACGCCUCCUUUGCCCUCAGAUCAGAGCCAUUCGGAUGUUGAGGCCGAUGAGGGUUAUUUACAACCGGGUAUGCGAACACCGGCUCGAGCUGCCAAUACUACAACUUCAACCCUGGAAACCGUGCAGGAAGUGAGCCCGCUUGCAUCACCAUCAUUAGAAGCCAUCGGCGCUGCUCUGGAGAAUUUACAAGAGAGCCUUGCCGCAGAGGGGAGCUCUCAGGUCGAUCCUACCGAGUAUUUAGCUAGCCAAGCCAGCAAGGCCGAAAGUGGAAGCGAAUACGGUACCGUUCGAAGAUCGAAUGUGACGUCCGCACCUCCUCAGCUUAUAAGUCGGCAGUCUAGCACAUCAAACCUUGCGAGGAGCGCAAAGAACAAAGCCAGCGAGGGCACAGUCAAGACCAUGACAGUCGAAACCGAGACCGUUACAUCUAUUCCGAGUGUAGCAUUGGCUCCAUCAGGAAUUCAGGGAUCCAACGGGAGUCUGCGGACGAAGCCAAGCUCCGAGACGAUCCGUCCCAAGAAGGAAAAGAAGAAGUCGGCUAGGAAACAGCAGGCGGUUCAGAAUAGUGCCGGUGAGACCAUGAGCCCGACAAAUGCCUAUAUUGCUGCAGAUGCGGCCGGCGUGCCCCAGCUGAGGCAUUAUCCAUCGAGCAGAUCCGUCUCGGGAGGGAACGACAUCUGCAUCUUCUCCCCGACAUGGGCUGCGAGCGGUCAAGGCCCGCCUUUUGAUAAUGCCACGAGUCCCCGCAGGUCAUCAGCACCGACGGGAACUAGAAGCCAUAGCAUCACAGCCUUGCAUCGAAUGAACCAUUUGCUAACUCUGAGGCCACUCCAUUCAGCAUCGUCCAAAGCCGAUAACUUCGAAGCCAAGAUUGCCAGUGCCGUCGACGAGGCCGACACGUCCGACUCGGAGGAAACGUUUGUUUAUGAUUCUAACCCUCCAGAUGCCCGCGACAGGCCGCACUCCCACCGGUUCCACUCGCGCACUCCGAGCGCCGCGUCAAUGGUGAGCCAACUUGCCGCUGACCGGAAUGGCAUGCGCUCUAUACAUAGCGUCAUGGAGGGUCAUGCUCCUGCAGCUAGCCUAGCACUCAAGAAGAAGAAGUUCUCCAACUCUUACAGCACCAGCAGCAAUAACGCUGGGUCGGGCCCAACGGCUGACGGCAGUCCGAUGCUACAUGCCAACGAGGAUGAUGGACAUGCUAGGGGAGGCUCGUCGAACCAGGGCUCGGCUCGGGGCACGGCGCAUCGCCAACCUCACCACCAUUUUGGCGUUUGGGGUCGUAAUGCCGGAGGCAAUGGGCAUACGUAUCUGUUCGACAAUGAAUCUCCUUUUAGUUCUGGUCACAAAACAAGGCUAUCAGGUAGUAGUGGGGCCGUCGGCUCUGUGCGACCCUCGCCUGGUCCACCGAGUCCUCGCUUUACCAACUUGUCGUCACCUCGAAAUGCUGCGGGAAGUGGCAAAAAGAACCAGGGCUACGGCGCUAUGGGGAUGUACGAUCUCGACGAUACGACCACAACAGGUGCAGACGACGAGCGGGCAUCGCUAUUGCCCAGCUCGGUUCGAUCUAACAGGUCUCGCCGAGGGCCUCGUUCUUAUCAUCAUCACUCGCUAGGUGGAGGCCACCAUUUGCCCCAUGUACCCUACCGCCAACACCUCCACGGACACCCGCCGUCGUUACUGAAUAGAAUGGCCAGCUGUCUUGUACUGGCUGUUAUGCUUCUGCUGGUUGUUUCGGGGGCCAUUGGCUUCAUGUUUGCCACGUCUCAACCGCUCACCAACGUUGAGCUCGUCAAGAUUGCAAACGUCAUCGCGAGCGAACAAGAGCUCAUGUUCGACAUGACGCUCAAGGCACAAAAUCCAAAUGUUGUCGUUGUCGUGGUAGAUUCCUCAGACCUGGAAAUAUUUGCCAAAUCGCCGCAUGCAGGAACUGAUGCCGACUGGAGGCCCGCUGAAACCAGGCCAAAGCCAUCCCGGCCUCGCCCAUCGAGACGAAAAGUUAGAGGGCGUGGGGUAUCUGGUAACUUGCCAUCGUCGUUGGCCCCGGUAGACUCUCUCGACGAACCAAACAGCGAUCAGCCGGCUGACGACACGGCUCCCAACAUGCGCUUGGGCACGAUCUUUGACCUGGACCAGCCGUUCUCCUUCGAAGGAUCUUUCUUCAACAAGGGAGCCUCAAUCUCUACAGGUGGUCUUCGGUUACAACGACCUGGCAACGGAACCGAAGGCGGCACGGAAAGAUGGGAACGUAUAGUGGAGGACGAAUUUGAUCUCAUUCUCAAGGGUGUGCUCAAGUAUACCCUACCCCUGAGCCAGCGCGUUCGCACCAUUGCCAUUGCUGGCCGCACCAAAGUCAAACCAAACUCGGCCAACGAUCCGGGAACGGGGCCGAAGAAGCCUGACUAA